AUGGAGACGCUUGCGAGCGAGCAUGGCAUCUCGCUCUCGGAAAACACUCUCAAACGCAACAUGAAUGCCUGGGGCCUUUCGAUCCGUCCGCGUAUAAAAGUGACCCCUGAGAUGAGACAGCGUAUCUAUGAUCUCUUCUACCAAGAGAGAUAUUAUACAGACCAGCAAAUGGCCAAGAUCCUCAGACGAGAUGGCUUUGUCAUUUCCUUUCGUAAGUUGGCAAAACUACGCAAAGAGAUGGGAUUAUCCAAAAGGAAAGACACAAUUAUACCUACGAAUCCUGUUGUACCUGGUGAAACUAUUCGGAUAGAGGAUGAUAAUUCUUCUUCGGAUGAUGAUGAUGAUGAUGAGGAGGAAGAUGAUGACGCUGGAGAGGAUGAAGUUGAUAUAGAUAUCGACCCAAUCAUCGCUUUGGAGAAUGCUACUAGAAUUCAACAACCCGAUCAGCUCACUCCACAGCCUGCUGCUCAGAUAAAAGAACCAGCUUGGAGAAAGAAGCGACCGGGCGACUCUGCUCAGCCCACUCACCAAGCACCUCGAAUUUCCACUACCUUUACCGAUAGCAGACAUUCUCCAGUCCCGCCAGCACGACCUAAUGUCCGUUCGCCGACGCCUCCCCUGAUUCUGGACGAUGCGACCGCACCUGCCGACACAGACAUUUAUUCUCAACCACCAGCAAACGGUCAAGGCCUUGCUCGGCGAGUCACUACCUUGGUCACACGUAUCGAGACCAUCGAGACCGAGAACAUCAGUCUCAAACAGCAAGCUGACCAACAACGGACCGAGAAUCAAGAACUCCGUCAACUGGUUCAGCAGCAAAGGAAUGAAAUGGAUAUGAUGAGAGCUUCGCUAAAUGAGCUCAUUGUCAGGUUCAAUGCUGCGCACUAUCAAAUGUAA
Molecule: messenger RNA, 897 nt
Organism: Aureobasidium uvarum
Lineage: Eukaryota; Fungi; Ascomycota; Dothideomycetes; Dothideales; Saccotheciaceae
Source: the annotation of a GenBank genome assembly